This is a messenger RNA of Penicillium taxi, 486 nucleotides long. RefSeq lists its product as uncharacterized. The record is from RefSeq and is a predicted model, not a curated record. The transcript has a single exon. Lineage: Eukaryota; Fungi; Ascomycota; Eurotiomycetes; Eurotiales; Aspergillaceae. The coding region runs from base 1 to 486 and encodes 161 amino acids.
AUGGCGUACGUCAAUCGAGAUCAGUCGAGCGGUGAAGUCGCAAUGGUAUUACAGCAGAGAAACCUUAUUGUUAUAACACACCUUUGGCAUCCUGUGUUGGUUGAUUGUCUCGAGUUAGAAAGAAUAAAGCAGUUCACCGCUACUACGUACGAAGCAACUUACUCCGGUAACGAGCCCCUCGUUACUAUGAGCUCGCCGGUUGUUAUUGUCAAAGUUGCACGGUUCGAGUGGGAACUACCUCGUCUAUCACAGGAGACCCUCGUUUAUAAAAGCCUGGAAUAUAGAGGUAUUGCCCCACGAUUCAUUGGCCAUGUCCACGAGCAUGGCCGUGUAAUCGGCUUCAUGUUAGAGAAGCUUGAGGGGCUUGAAGCAAAUAUCAAGGAUCUUUCGUCUUAUCAAUCUGCCCUUCAGCGCCUACAUAACAUUGGCAUCCUCCAUGGCGACGCCAACAGAUAUAAUUUCAUUAUUCAAGACGAUAAGGCGUAA